GUACCACUCGGUAAACUAGAUACCGCUUGGUACCCUGUAUCUGUGCAGACGGUUCUCACCGCUUCGACGCCUCCAACCCAACCCCGGCUUCACUUACCGCCACUGACCUAUCGCCUCCCUUCCAUUUCUUCGCGGAACCCUAACCCUAACUCCUCGAGAAUUUAUAGAUCAACAUUACUUUCACCAUCAGAGAUGACUGAGGUCGGCACCCGAGGCACCUCGCCAGAGCUCCCGGCGACGGGACAACAGGUUGUCAAGGUCAUCGGCAACCUAUGUUUCUCCAUCUUUGUCGUCUCCGUCCUCGUCUUCUCUGUCAUUGCCGCCACCUACCAACCCCCCGACCCAUGGUUCCAAACCUCCAAGGCCAUUACCAAAUCCCUCUCCGCCACUCUUCCAAACUCCACCUUCGCAACCGACGAUUCUCUUCUGCCCACCGGUGAAGAUCUCGUCGCCUCCCCCCCUUCUGCCGCCAACGCCGGUGCAGCUCUCAUUUACAACAACUCCUUCCCCACCUCCUCGGCCUGUGAUCCAAACGCCCCGCUCAACUGUUCCAACCCCGCCGUCCUGGCCGCGAUCCAGCGCUUCAACUCCAAGAUCUUCCGCAAAUCCAUUAUCUUCAUUUCGUACGACACCCCCGUCAAUGGAUCCAAUCCCGACGAAUGCGACGCCGCCUGGCGCUUCCGCAACCGUUUGGAGAAGUCCUGGCGACGCUACCGCGACUACCGCCGCUUCCGCCUUGCACCUGCUGAGAAUUGCACUUUCGAGGUCGUUCGCGCCGGUAAGUUCCGCUCCGGUACCAACGCCGCCCGCCGUCCCCGUCGCGCCACCUCCCCACCGGCCGUCCAGAUCCCGGAUCUGGACAUCAACGACACGAUCCCCACAGUUGGAUCUGAAUCAGAGUUCCGCAAGGGACGGUAUCUAUACUACACCCGUGGCGGUGAUUACUGCAAGAGUAUGAAUCAUUACUUAUGGAGCUUCCUCUGCGGCCUCGGAGAAGCCAAAUUCCUCAACCGGACUUUCGUCAUGGACCUCAGCGUAUGCCUUGCCGGGAGCUAUACUUCUACAGGAGAGAAUGAAGAUGGUAAGGAUUUCAGGUUUUACUUUGAUUUCGAGCAUCUAAAGGAAUCAGCUUCGGUUGUUGAGGAGGGCGAUUUCCUUCGGGACUGGAGGAAAUGGGAUCGCUCCUCUGGUAAAGGCCAGAAGAGCAAUGGCCGGAUUAGUGUUAGAAAAGUGCCUACCUACAAGCUUACCCCAAUGCAACUCAAGAAGGAUAAGAGCACCAUAGUUUGGAGACAAUUUGAAGGACCUGAGCCUGAGAAUUACUGGUACAGGGUCUGUGAAGGCCGGGCGUCAAAGUACAUCCAGCGUCCCUGGCAUGCCAUUUGGAAGUCUAAGCGCCUGAUGAACAUUGUCUCGGAGAUCGCCGGAAAGAUGGAUUGGGAUUAUGAUGCUCUUCAUGUUGUAAGAGGAGAGAAGGCUAGAAACAAGGAGCUUUGGCCUAAUUUGGACGGCGACACUUCCCCGGAAUCUCUAGUGGAGAAGGUUACCAAGCUGGUGAGGUCUUGGAGAAAUCUUUACAUUGCCACAAAUGAGCCUUUUUACAAUUACUUUGAUAAGCUGAGGUCUUACUAUAAUGUACAUUUGCUUGAGGACUAUAAUGAGAUGUGGAGUAAUAAGAGUGAGUGGUAUAAUGAGACAAUGAUUCUCAAUGGUGGGCGACCUGUCCAAUUUGAUGGUUAUAUGAGGGUGGCAGUUGACACAGAGGUUCUGUACAGGGCGAAGUUGCGAGUUGAAACAUUCAAUAACCUAACCAGGGAUUGCAAGGAUGGAAUCAAUACAUGCUGAAUUAUGGAAGUGGAACUAUGGAAGAACUCUUCAAACUCGAUGUGAUGAGUGAAUUACACUUCUGCUGGUAAAGUUCAUUCUGUAUUUUAUUGUGCUUGAUUCUUGUUGUUUCAUCUCGUAUUGUUGUGAUAUAUUCCCUCUACCUAGAGAUCUGGUGUAUGAUUCUCUUAUUUUGCAUUUAUAUUUUAUAUUCUUAUUCCUUGCAGCAAAAGGAUCAUAAGUCAUUCUUAUUGUACAUUGUUAUGGGUGCUUAUGUCCAUACUACAACAACAUUAAGCCUUUAUACCACUACGUGGCGUUGGCUACAUGAAUCUUUUUUUCCA
Molecule: messenger RNA, 2168 nt
Organism: Dendrobium catenatum
Lineage: Eukaryota; Viridiplantae; Streptophyta; Magnoliopsida; Asparagales; Orchidaceae
Exons: 1
Coding region: 193-1845 (550 amino acids)
Cellular component (GO): Golgi apparatus
Source: RefSeq, a predicted model, not a curated record